Molecule: messenger RNA, 16635 nt
Organism: Clupea harengus (Atlantic herring)
Lineage: Eukaryota; Metazoa; Chordata; Actinopteri; Clupeiformes; Clupeidae
Gene: ubr4
Product: ubiquitin protein ligase E3 component n-recognin 4
Biological process (GO): ubiquitin-dependent protein catabolic process
Cellular component (GO): cytosol; centrosome; nucleoplasm
Molecular function (GO): zinc ion binding; ubiquitin-protein transferase activity; protein binding
Source: RefSeq, a predicted model, not a curated record
UUGGAUUUUCUAAUAGAGAAUCUCAAGAUGGCGUCGAGUGGAGGAGAUGGAGAACCUGAGUGGACCGCAGCUGUACGACCGCUUUUAUCAGCGUCAUACACAGCAUUUGAAACGAAAGAGCUACCUCAGCUUAUAGGAUCCAUCAUUAACAGUGAAUCAGAGAUUCUACACCAUGACAAACAAUAUGAGCCGUUCUACUCAUCAUUUGUGGCACUCUCAGCACAUUACAUCACCACAGUAUGUGGACAAAUCCCUAGAAAUCAGUUGCUGUCGGUAGCAGCCGCCUGUAAAGUAUUGAUUGAAUUCUCUCUGCUGCGGCUGGAAAACCCAGAUGAAGCAUGUGCAGUUUCACAGAAGCACCUGAUCUUGUUAAUAAAGGGCCUCUGCACAGGAUGCAGUCGUCUGGAUCGAACAGAGAUCAUCACCUUCACCGCUAUGAUGAAGUCUGCCAAACUCCCCCAGACAGUGAAGACGCUCUCAGACGUGGAGGACCAGAAGGAGAUCCCCUCCCCAGUGAACCCAGAGCUGCGACACAAAGAAGUGCAAAUGAACUUUUUCAAUCAGCUGACCUCAGUCUUCAACCCAGACAUCACCAUCUUGGCCUCUCCCACCCCGCACAUGCAGGCUGAGAGUGAGUGUGAUGAGCAGUCCACGACAGACCAGGCAACUCAGGCCAAAAUGAAGAAUGCCUUCAUCUCCCAAAAUGUGUCUAGUUUACAAGAGCUAGGCGGGUCGGAGAAGCUGCUGCGUGUGUGCCUCAACCUGCCCUACUUCUUGCGCUACAUCAACCGCUUCCAGGAUGCCGUGUCGGCCAACUCUUUUUUCAUCAUGCCGGCCACUGUGGCCGACGCCACAGCCGUUCGGAAUGGCUUUCACUCCCUGGUGAUUGACGUGACCAUGGCCUUGGAUACUCUCUCCCUGCCCGUGCUGGAGCCCCUGACUCCUGGGAGACUACUUGACGUGACCGUGCUUGCACUCAGCUGCCUCUACGCCGGUGUGAGUGUGGCCACCUGUAUGGCCAUCCUGCAGGUGGGCAGCGGCCUACAGCUCCGCUCCACUGGUGCCACGGGCUCCAAAGAGGAGGACUACGAAAACGACGCCGCCACCAUCGUACAGAAAUGCCUGGAGAUCUAUGACAUGAUCGGUCAGGCCAUCAGCAACUCGCGCAGAGCAGGAGGAGAGCACUACCAGAACUUCCAGCUGCUGGGCGCCUGGUGCCUGCUGAACAGCCUGUACCUCAUCCUCAACCUGAGCCCCACCGCGCUGGCUGACAAAGGGAAAGAGAAGGACCCGCUGGCAGCACUGAGAGUCCGAGAUAUCGCCACACGCACCAAAGACGGAGCAGGAUCCCCCAAGCUGGGUCCAGGGAAGGGGCACCAAGGGUUCGGAGUCCUCUCAGUCAUCUUGGCCAACCACUCCAUCAAGCUGCUCACCUCCCUGUUCCAAGACCUGCAAGUAGAGGCUCUACACAGGGUACAGGGUUGGGCGAGCGAUGGUCCCCCAGCAGAGCUCAGCAUCAUGGCCCAGAGCACCUCCAUCCAGAGGGUGCAGCGGCUCAUCGACUCCGUGCCCCUCACCAACCUCCUCUUCACUCUGCUCUCCACCUCCUAUAAGAAGGCGUGUGUGCUCCAGAGACAGAGGAAAGGCUCCGUGAGCAGCGACGCCAGCGCCUCCACCGACUCCAACACCUACUACGAGGACGACUUCAGCAGCACGGAGGAAGACAGCAGCCAGGCAGAGAGAAGACAGGAGAGGACAAGAGCAGCUUGUAUCUCAGACGAUGACAGCGAGCCCAUUCUGGGGCUGUGGUUCGAAGAGACCAUCUCCCCCAGCAAGGAGAAAGUGGCCCCACCGCCGCCACCUCCCCCUCCGCCGCUUGAGACGUCGCCCAGGCUGAAGAGCCCCAGCAAGCAGGCGCCCGGAGAGAACGGCAACAUCCUGGCCAGCCGCAAGGACCCAGAGCUGUUUUUGAGCUUGGCCUCCAGCAUACUGAACUUCAUCACCACCUCCAUGCUGAAGUCCAGGAACAACUUCAUCAGGAACUACCUGAGUGUGUCCCUGACUGAGCAACACAUGGCCACUCUGGCCAGCAUCAUCAAGGACGUGGACAAAGACGUCAAAGGGUCCUCUGAUGAUGAGUUUGCAUCAGCUCUGUAUCACUUCAACCACUCCCUGGUGACGUCGGACCUGCCAUCACCAGCACUGCAGAACACCCUGCUGCAGCAGCUGGGAGUGGCCCCGUUCUCGGAGGGCCCGUGGCCCAUGUACAUUCACCCCCAGUCCCUGUCUGUGCUGUCCAGGCUGCUGCUGAUCUGGCAGCACAAGGCCAGCCAGCAGGGGGACCCCGACGUGCCAGAGUGCAUGAAGGUCUGGGAGAGGUUUGUGGGCACACUGAAGCAGCACACGCUGCAGGGUUCGCUGCCCAGCGACGAGGACCUGAACGUGGAGCACCUGCAGCUGCUGCUCCUCAUCUUCCACAACCUGUCGGACUCGGGCCGCCGCAGCGUGCUCACGCUCUGCACCCAGGCCAUCGCGGAGGUGGCCGCCCACGUGGACUCCCAGCUCCAGGGCGUGCCCCUCAAUCUGGCCCGCAUCCUGCUGGUCUUUGACUACCUGCUGCACCAGUACUCCAAAGCCCCCGUGUACCUCUUUGAGCAGGUCCAGUAUAAUCUGCUGACCCCGCCUGCGACCGGAGGCAGCUCUGGCCUGGAGGGCGGCAAGCGUGGGUCCACCCCACUGUACUACGGCUUCAAAGAGGUGGAGGACAACUGGGCCAAACACUGCUCGGCAGGUAGGAAUUCAACGGUUCAGCCCAAAUUCUACUGCGUCUUGUCUCCUGAGGCAUCAGAGGAUGACCGGAGUCGCCUAGACAACAAGGUUUUCUACGUGUUGUUCAACAUUUCUGUGAAAUACGACAACCUGUACUCCAGUCUGGUCUCUCUGCUGUCUGCCGGCUCACGCUUUGACAUGGCCAGAAGGCAGGAGAACAAACCAAUCACACCAAUCGAGGCGUGUUCUCUGCAGUACUACUUCCUGGUGCUGUGGAGGAUUCUGGGAGUACUGCCUCCAUCCAAAGCAUACUUAGAGCAGCUGAAGACGGGCAGUAGCGACCCCAGCGAGAGUGACAUCCUACACACCCUCCGCUGGUCGUCACGGCUACGCGUCAGCACAUACGUCAACUGGAUCAAGGAGCACCUGUUGAAACAGGGCAUAAAGUUGGACCAUGCCACAUCUCUGGUUGAGAUGGCCUCCACCAAGUGCAGUGCUGUGAAGUAUGAUGUGGACCUGGCAGAGGAGUACAUUGCCAGACAAAUCUCAUCCUUCUGCAGCGUGGACCCCAACACCAUCCUGCCUCUUCACCAGGUGCCCUCCCUGCAGACCAUCUACACCCUGGACGCGGUCAUCUCCAAAGUGCAGGUGUCCCUGGACGAGCACUUCUCCAAGGUGGCGGCCGAGAGUGACCCACAGAAGUCUUCGGAGAUCACCAAGAACCUGCUGCCGGCCGCCCUGCAGCUCAUCGACCUCUACACCGCCUUCACACGCUCCUACCUGCUGAUGAGUCUGCCAGAGGAGGGGGAGAACAAGCCCACGGAGGCCAAGCUGCAGGGCUACGCUGCGGUUCUGUCCAUCGGCUCCACACGCUGCAAAGCCAACGCGCUCGGCCAGUUAGUGAUGCAGAACCUCCCGUCAGCCGUGCAGACUCUCUGCGAGACGUGGAACAACAUCCACACCAACGAGUUCCCCAACAUUGGCUCAUGGCGGAACGCCUUUGCCAACGACACCAUCCCGUCUGAGAGCUACAUCAGUGCCAUCCAGGCGGCGCACCUGGGCACCCUGAGCAGCCAGUCUCUGCCCCUGGCGUCGUCCCUCAAACACAUCCUGCUCUCGCUGGUGCGCCUCACUGGAGACCUGCUUGUCACCGAGGAGCUGAAUGCCUCUCAGGUGAUCCACUCGCUGCUGCCCCUGCUGCUGGAGAGCAGCACGGAGAGUGUGGCCGAGAUCAGCAGCACCUCUCUGGAGCGCAUCCUGGGCCCCGCCGAGUCCGACGCCUUCCUCGCCCGCGUCUACGAGCGCCUCGUCACCGGCUGCUACAACAUCAUCGCCAACCACGCCGACCCCAACAGUGGGCUGGACGAGUCUGUGCUUGAGGAGUGUCUGCAGUACCUGGAAAAGCAGCUGGAGAGCAGCCAAGUCAGGAAAGCCAUGGAGGAGUUCUUCUCUUUCAGUGGGGAACUUGUUCAGAUCAUGAUGGCAACUGCCAAUGAGAAUCUGUCUGCAAAGUUCUGCAACAGAGUGUUGAAAUUCUUCACCAAACUCUUUCAGCUCACGGAGAAGAGCCCCAACCCGAGCCUGCUGUACCUGUGCGGCUCGCUGGCCCAGCUGGCGUGUGUGGAGCCCUCUCGCCUGCAGGCCUGGCUGACGCGCAUGACCGCCACGCUGCCCAAGGACUCGGAUCAGCUGGACACGGUGCAGGAGAACCGGCAGCUGCUGCAGCUGCUCACCACUUACAUCGUGCGCGAGACCAGCCAGGUGGGCGAGGGCGUCUGCACCGUGCUCCUCAGCACGCUCAUCCCCAUGGCGACCGAGAUGCUGGCCAAUGGCGACGGAGCCGGAUUCCCCGAGCUCAUGGUCAUCAUGGCAACGCUGGCCAGCGCCGGUCAGGGGGCGGGGCACCUGCAGCUGCACCGUGCCGCCAUUGAAUGGCUGACCAGAUGUAAAAAAUACUUGUUGUUGAAGAAUGUUGUUGAGAAAGUGUCCGCCAACGUCUCCCAAGGCAAACACGCCAGCAUGCUGGAGUGUGCCUGUCACAUCAUCUCCUACCUGGCCGACGUAAUGAACGCCCUGAGGCAGAGCGGCGGCCAGGGCUCGUCCACAAUGCUGGUGGAGGGCGAGGAGAAGGCCAUCGAGGUGGACUCUGACUGGGUGGAGGACCUGGCCGUGGAGGAGGACGACUCUCAGGCGGAGGACUCGGAUGAAGACUCCCUUUGCAACAAGCUAUGCACAUUUACCAUCACACAAAAGGAGUUCAUGAACCAGCACUGGUACCAUUGUCACACGUGCAAGAUGGUGGAUGGGGUAGGUGUGUGCACAGUGUGUGCCAAGGUCUGUCACAAAGACCACGAGAUCUCCUAUGCCAAGUACGGCUCUUUCUUCUGUGACUGCGGUGCCAAAGAGGAUGGCAGCUGCCAGGUGAGACCGAAUACCUCCUCAGGUCAUCAUGGGAAAAGAACAGCUGCGGCCUUGGUGAAGCGCAGUCCCAGCAGUGGCAUGGGCUCCACCAUGAAGGAGUCGUCAGCCUUCCAGAGCGAGCUGCGCAUGCCCGAGAGCGCCAUCCGCCACCAGAACGCCUCGCCCGCCGAUAAGGCCAAGGUGACCAUCUGCGACGGCAAGCCUGGCGACGACGAGAAGCCCAAGAAGAGCAGCGUGUGCAAGAACAUCGAGGGCUGCCGUGAGGACCUGCUGGCACAAGUGUCAAGCUCCAGCACAGCGGGUCUGAUCCUGGAGAUGCUGAUCUUCCUGAUGGACGCCAUCAUGACCAACUUCCAGCAGGCCUCCGCUGUGGGCUCCAGCAGCCGCGCCCAGCAGGCCCUCAACGAGCUGCACACCCAGGACAAGAACGUGGAGAUGACCGACCAGCUCAUGGUUCCCACGCUGGGUUCCCAGGAGGGAGCGUUUGAGAACGUGCGGAUGAACUACAGUGGGGACCAGGGCCAGACUAUCAGGCAGCUGAUCAGCGCUCACGUGCUGCGGCGCGUAGCCAUGUGUGUGCUCUCCUCCCCCCACGGCCGACGACAGCACCUCGCCGUCAGCCACGAGAAGGGAAAGAUCACAGUGCUCCAGCUGUCGGCGCUCCUGAAGCAGGCGGACUCCAGCAAGAGGAAGCUGACGCUGACCCGCCUGGCCUCCGCCCCCGUCCCCUUCACCGUGCUCAGCCUCACUGGGAACCCCUGCAACGAGGACUACCUGGCCGUGUGUGGCCUCAAGGACUGCCACGUCCUGACCUUCAGCAGCACCGGCUCGGUGUCCGAUCACCUGGUCCUACACCCCCAGCUGGCCACCGGCAACUUCAUCAUUAAAGCCAUCUGGCUUCCUGGCUCCCAGACCGAGCUGGCCAUCAUUACCGCUGACUUUGUCAAGAUUUAUGACCUGUCAGUGGACGCCCUUAGCCCUAUGUACUACUUCCUGCUUCCGAGCUCAAAGAUCCGAGAUGCCACCUUCCUGUUCAAUGAGGAAGGCAAGAACAUCAUCGUCAUCAUGUCAUCCGCUGGGUACAUGUACACGCAGGUGAUGGACGAGUCCAGCAGUGCUCAGCACGGCCCUUUCUACGUCACCAACGUGCUGGAGAUCAACCACGAGGACCUCAAGGACACUAACGGUCAGGUGGCAGGUGGUGGAGUGUCUGUGUACUACUCCCACGUGCUCCAGAUGCUGUUCUUCAGCUACAGCCAGGGCAAGUCCUUCGCUGCCACAGUCAACCGCAGUAGCAUGGACAUGCAGAGACUGUUCACCAUCAAUGUGAAAGGGUCCAACGGAGGCAGCAAGACGUCCCCCGCGCUGUGCCAGUGGUCGGAGGUGAUGAACCACCCUGGGCUGGUGUGCUGUGUGCAGCAGACCACAGGCAUCCCCCUGGUCAUCAUGGUGAAGCCAGACACCUUCCUCAUCCAGGAGAUCAAAACCCUGCCUGCCAAGGCCAAGAUCCAGGACAUGGUGGCGAUCCGUCACACGGCGAGUAACGAGCAGCAGCGCACCACCAUGAUCCUGCUGUGUGAGGACGGCAGCCUGCGCAUCUACAUGGCCAACGUGGAGAACACCUCCUACUGGCUGCAGCCCUCCCUGCAGCCCAGCAGCGUCAUCAGCAUCAUGAAGCCCGUGCGCAAGCGCAAGGCCGCCGCAGCAACCACACGGACCUCGAACCUGAUGACGUUCCCAGUGGACUUCUUUGAGCACAACCAGCAGCUGACAGAGGUGGAGUUUGGUGGGAAUGACCUGCUGCAGGUCUACAACGGCCAGCAGAUCAAACACCGCCUCAACUCCACAGGGAUGUAUGUGGCCAACACCAAGCCGGGCGGCUUCAUGGUGGAGGUGGUGAACAACAACAGCUCCAUGGUGAUGACCGGCAUGCGGGUGCAGGUGGGCACGCAGGCCAUCGAGCGAGCGCCAUCCUACGUGGAGGUGUUCGGGCGCAGCAUGCAGCUCAACCUGACGCGCUCGCGCUGGUUCGACUUCCCCUACACACGCGAGGAGGCCCUGCAGGCCGACAAGAAGCUCUCCCUCUUCAUUGGAGCUUCAGUGGACCCUGCUGGCGUCACCAUGCUGGACUCUGUUAAGAUCUACGGCAAGACCAAAGAGCAGUUUGGCUGGCCGGAUGAGCCGCCUGAGGACUUCCCCUCUGCUUCGGUCAACAAUGUGUGCAGCCCCAACCUCAACCCGGGCAACGGCACGAGCGACACCGACAUCGCCGUCCCCGUCUCCACCAGUGGGACUGUGUUGGAGAGUUGUGAAACUGAGUCCUUAUCAACCUUGGACCGACUGGUAGUCAGUUCCCUGGAGGCUCUGGAGAGCUGCUUUGCAGUGGGCUCCAACACUGAGAAGGAGAAGAACAAGACCGCCGCUCUGGAGCUGGCCACUCUCCUGCUGUCCAUGCCCACGCCCGCAGGAGUGCAGCAGCAGACCAAAGGGCUCCUGGCCAGUCUGCACACCAGCCGUGUCGCUUACCACAAUCACAAGGACCAGUCCCUACUGAGCAAUGCAGUGCAGUGUCUGAACAGCUGCAGUAAGGACAGCAAAGACCUGGACCCUGAUGUGUUCCAGAGGCUGGUCAUCACGGCUCGCUCCAUCGCCAUCAUGAGGCCAAACAACCUGGUGCACUUCACCGAAACCAAACUCCCAAAUGCUGAAUCAGAAAUGACUGAAGAUGCUCAGAAGCCAGCUGAUGGAGAAGGUUGUAACUUCAUCAUGCAGCUGGUGAACAACUUCUGGAAGCUCCACGCUCUCAAACCAAAGAAUGCCUUCCUGGCUCCGGCCUGUUUGCCAGGGCUGACCCACAUUGAAGCCACAGUGAACGCUCUGGUGGACAUCAUCCACGGAUACUGCACCUGUGAACUGGACUACAUCAAUGUUGCCUCCAAAAUCUACAUGCAGAUGCUGCUGUGUCCAGACACGUCUGUGAGCUUUGCCUGCAAGCAGGCCUUGAUCCGCGUGCUGAGACCCAGGAACAAGCGCCGGCACGUGACCCUGCCAUCCCCACCGCGCUCCAACACACCCAUGGGUGAUAAAGACGAUGAUGACGACGAUGAUGCUGAUGACAAAAUGCAGCCGUCAGGCAUGACCGCCGGAGAGAGCGGUCGCCAGGAGAGCCAAGAGCAAAGCGAAGUGGACCACGGUGAUUUUGAGAUGGUGUCCGAGUCCAUGGUUCUGGAGACGGCAGAGAGCGUGAACAACGGGAACCCCUCUCCACUAGAGGCGCUGUUGGCCGGAGCGGAAGGCUUCCCCCCCAUGCUGGACAUCCCCCCUGAUGCUGAUGACGAGACCAUGGUUGAGCUGGCCAUCGCACUCAGCCUCCAGCAGGACCAGCAAGGUCAGCAAGGCAGCAGCAGCAGUGCCCUGGGUCUCCAGAGCCUGGGUCUCUCUGGCCAGGCCCCCAGCUCGUCCUCACUGGACGCAGGAACCCUUUCAGACACCACAGCAUCAGCUCUGGUUCUGCUUUCAGCCCCGGCCUCGGACGACGAGGGGAGCACAGCGGCCACGGACGGCUCCACGCUGCGCACCUCUCCCGCCGAGCACGGGGGCAGCGUGGGCUCAGAGAGCGGCGGCAGCGCCAUCGACUCGGUGGCCGGAGAGCACAACGUGUCUGGCCGCAGCAGUGCCUACGGCGACACCACAGUGGAGGGCCACCCUGCGGGCCCCGGGAGCGUGAGCUCCAGCACAGGGGCCAUCAGCACCACCACGGCCCAGCAGGAGGGAGAUGGCUCAGAGGGGGAGGGAGAGACCGAGGGCGACAUCCACACCAGCAACAGGCUGCACAUGGUGCGUCUGAUGCUGCUGGAGCGCCUGCUGCAGCACCUGUCGCAGCUGCACAGCGUGGGGGGCGUGCGUGCCAUCCCUUACAUGCAGGUGGUCCUCAUGCUGACCGCAGACCUGGACGGGGAGGACGAGAAGGACAAAGGGGCGCUGGACGACCUGCUGGCCCAGCUCAUCGCCGAGCUCGGCAUGCACAAGAAGGAUGUCUCCAAGAAGAACGAGCGCAGCCCCAUCAACGAGGUGCACCUGGUCAUCAUGAGGCUCCUCAGCGUCUUCAUGUCCCGCACCAAGUCUGGAUCCAAAUCUUCCUCUGAGUCCUCCUCCCUCAUCUCCAACGCCACGGCCACAGCCCUGCUCAGCCUGGGGGCCAUCGACUACUGUCUGCACGUGCUCAAGUCUCUGCUGGAGUUCUGGAAGACGCAGCAGGGCGAGGAGGAGCCGGCGGCCGCCAGCCAGCUGCUCAAGCCCCACGCCUCCUCCUCCCCCCCAGACAUGAGCCCCUUCUUCCUGCGCCAGUAUGUCAAGGGCCACGCCUCAGACGUGUUUGAGGCCUACUCCCAGCUGCUCACUGAGAUGGUGCUCAGACUGCCCUACCAGAUCAAGAAGAUCGCCGACACCAACCCACGCAUCCCACCCCCCAUCUUUGACCACUCCUGGUUCUACUUCCUCUCUGAGUACCUGAUGAUCCAGCAGACGCCGUUUGUGCGCAGGCAGGUACGCAAGCUGCUCCUCUUCAUCUGCGGCUCCAAGGAGAAGUACCGCCAGCUGCGCGACCUGCACACGCUGGACUCACACGUGCGUGGCAUCAAGAAGCUGCUGGAGGAGCAGGGCAUCUUCCUCCGGGCCGGCGUCGUCACGGCGUCAUCGGGCUCCGCCCUGCAGUACGACACCCUCAUCAGCCUGAUGGAACAUCUGAAGGCCUGUGCAGAAAUUGCCACUCAGAGAACCAUCAACUGGCAGAAGUUCUGCAUGAAGGAUGAGUCGGUGCUGUACUUCCUGCUGCAGGUGAGUUUCCUGGUAGAUGAGGGGGUGUCUCCGGUGCUGCUGCAGCUGCUGUCCUGUGCGCUGUGUGGCAGUAAGGUCCUGGCUGCCUCCUCCUCGGGAGGCUCCGGCGGGGGCUCGGGGGCCCAGUCCUCCCAGAGCAAGUCCUCCAGCAAGAAGAGCAAGAAGGAGGAGAAGGAGAAGGAGAAAGAGGGAGAGGGUGUUGGUAGUCUGGAGGAUCAGCUGUGCACCGCUCUGGUCAGUCAGCUCAACAAGUUCGCUGACAAGGAGACUCUGAUCCAGUUCCUGCGCUGCUUCCUGCUGGAGUCCAACUCCUCAUCGGUGCGCUGGCAAGCCCACUGCCUGGCCCUGCACAUCUACAGAAACUCCAGUAAGUCCCAGCAGGAGCUGCUUCUGGACCUCAUGUGGGCCAUAUGGCCCGAGCUGCCCGCGUACGGACGCAAGGCGGCCCAGUUUGUGGACCUGCUCGGCUACUUCUCCCUGAAGACGCCGCAGACAGAGAAAAAGCUAAAGGAAUACUCACAGAAGGCUGUAGAAAUUCUCCGAACCCAAAACCACAUCCUCACCAAUCACCCCAACUCCAACAUCUACAACACCCUGUCUGGACUGGUAGAAUUUGAUGGAUUUUUCCUGGAAAGCGAUCCCUGCUUGGUCUGCAACAACCCAGAAGUGCCCUUCUCAAACAUCAAACUGUCAUCAAUUAAAGUGGACACGCGGUACACCACCACCCAGCAGGUGGUGAAGCUCAUCGGGAGCCACACCAUCAGCAAAGUCACGGUGAAGAUCGGCGAUCUCAAACGCACCAAGAUGGUGCGCACUAUCAACCUGUACUACAACAACAGAACCGUGCAGGCCAUCGUGGAACUGAAAAACAAGCCUGCUCGCUGGCACAAGGCUAAGAAGGUGCAGCUGACCCCGGGGCAGACGGAGGUGAAGAUCGACCUGCCCCUGCCCAUCGUGGCGUCCAACCUGAUGAUCGAGUUCUCAGACUUCUAUGAGAACUACCAGGCCUCCACUGAGACCCUACAGUGCCCUCGCUGCAGCGCGUCUGUGCCCGCUAACCCUGGAGUCUGUGGCAACUGUGGAGAGAACGUGUACCAAUGCCACAAGUGCAGAUCCAUAAACUACGAUGAGAAGGACCCCUUCCUGUGCAAUGCCUGCGGCUUCUGCAAGUACGCCCGCUUUGACUUCAUGCUGUAUGCCAAGCCCUGCUGUGCCGUGGAUCCCAUUGAGAAUGAAGAGGACAGGAAGAAGGCGGUGACCAACAUCAACACACUGCUGGAUAAGGCAGACCGGGUGUACCACCAGCUCAUGGGCCACAGGCCUCAACUAGAGAGCCUGCUGUCCAAGGUGAAUGAGGCGGCCCCAGAGAAACCACAGGACGACACGGGCGCGGGUGCAGGGCUGGGUACCGCCACUGCCAGUGUGAACAGGUACAUCCAGCAGCUGGCGCAGGAGUACAGCGGAGACUGCAAAACCUCCUUUGAUGAGCUCUCCAAAAUCAUCCAGAAAGUGCUGGCGUCGCGUAAGGAGCUGCUGGAGUACGACCUGCAGCAGCGCGAGGCGGCCACGCGCUCCUCCCGCUCCAGCUCAGGCGCCCACCAGCCCACCUUCACGGCCAGCCAGUACCGCGCCCUCUCCGUGCUGGGCUGCGGCCACACCUCGUCCAACAAGUGCUACGGCUGCGCCUCGGCCGUCACGGGCCACUGCAUCACGCUGCUGCGCGCGCUCGCCACAAACCCUGCCAUCCGCCAGAUCCUGGUGCUGCAGGGCCUCAUCCGCGAGCUCUUCGAGUACAACCUGCGCCGCGGCACCAGCAACAUGCGGGAGGAGGUGCGCCAGCUCGUGUGCCUGCUCACCAGAGAUCACCCUGAAGCCACCCAGCAGAUGAACGACCUCAUCAUCGCCAAAGUGUCAGCAGCUCUGAAGGGCCACUGGGCCAACCCAGAUCUGGUGAGCAGUCUGCAGUAUGAGAUGCUGCUCCUCACGGACUCCAUUGCCAGGGAAGGAGGAUGCUGGGAGUUACGUCUGCGAUGUGCUCUCAGUCUGUUCCUGAUGGCAGUGAACAUUAAGACCCCAGUGGUGGUGGAGAACAUCACUCUGAUGUGCCUCAGAAUCCUCCAGAAACUCAUCAAACCCCCCGGCCCCACCAGCAAGAAGAACAAGGAUGCUGCGGUUGAAUCCCUGACCACUGUUAAGCCAUACAGCAACGAGAUCCACGCACAGGCCCAGCUGUGGCUCAAAAAGGAUCCCAAAGCCUCUUAUGAGGCCUGGAAAAAGUGCCUUCCAGCCAGAUGUCAGGAGGCGGUCUCCAAGCCUGCCAACAAGACGGAGUUUCGGAGGCAGUACCUGAUGGAGAAGUACGUGUGGAAAUGGAAGCAGUUCGUCCGGUCACGGUCCGAGAGCCUCUUCCCACGCCUGCUCAAACUGGGCCACAACAACUGGCUGCGACAGGUGCUGUUCACCCCCGCCACCCAGGCAGCGAGGCAGGCAGCCUGCACCAUCGUGGAGGCCCUCACCUCCAUCCCCAGCCGCAAACAGCAAGUGCUGGACCUCCUCACAAGCUACCUAGACGAGCUGAGCAUAGCAGGGGAGUGUGCUGCGGAGUACCUGGCCCUCUACCAGAAACUCAUCAAGCCGGCGCACUGGAAGGUCUACCUGGCCGCUCGAGGAGUUCUGCCCUAUAUUGGCAACCUCAUCACCAAGGAAAUCGCCCACCUGCUGGCUCUGGAGGAGGCUACCCUGAGCACAGACCUCCAGCAGGGCUAUGCACUCAAGAGUCUGACCGGGCUGCUGUCCUCCUUCGUGGAGGUGGAGUCGAUCAAGCGGCACUUCAAGAGCCGCCUGGUGGGCACGGUGCUCAACGGCUACCUGUGCCUGAGGAAGCUGGUGGUGCAGCGGACCAAGCUCAUCGACGAGACGCAGGACAUGCUGCUGGAGAUGCUGGAGGACAUGACCACAGGGACUGAGUCGGAGACGAAAGCUUUCAUGGCGGUGUGCAUUGAGACUGCCAAGCGCUACGACCUGGAUGACUACCGCACGCCGGUGUUCAUCUUUGAAAGACUAUGCAGCAUCAUCUAUCCGGAGGAGAACGAGGUGACUGAGUUCUUUGUGACGCUGGAGAAAGACCCGCAGCAGGAGGACUUCCUCCAGGGCCGCAUGCCUGGCAACCCCUACAGCAGCAACGAGCCGGGCAUCGGGCCCCUCAUGAGGGACAUCAAGAACAAGAUCUGCCAGGACUGCGACCUGGUGGCCCUGCUGGAGGACGACAGCGGCAUGGAGCUCCUUGUGAACAACAAGAUAAUCAGCCUGGACCUGUCUGUAGCUGAGGUCUACAAGAAGGUCUGGUGCCCCACCAAUGAGGGAGAGCCUAUGAGGAUCAUUUACAGAAUGAGGGGUCUCUUGGGAGAUGCAACGGAGGAGUUCAUUGAGUCACUGGACUCCACCACAGAUGAAGAGGAGGAUGAGGAGGAGGUGUAUAAGAUGGCUGGGGUGAUGGCCCAGUGUGGAGGUUUGGAGUGUAUGCUCAGUCGCCUGUCUGGAAUCAAGGACUUCAAGCAGGGCAGACACCUGCUCACUGUGCUGCUGAAGUUGUUCAGCUACUGUGUGAAGGUGAAGAUCAACAGACAGCAGCUGGUCAGGCCAGAGAUGAACACCCUGAAUGUCAUGCUGGGUACUUUAAACCUGGCACUGGUGGCGGAGCAGGAGAGUAAGGACAGCGGUGGAGCCUCGAUCGCCGAGCAGGUCCUCAGCAUCAUGGAGAUCAUCCUGGAUGAGGCCAACGCAGAGACGCUGUCUGAAGACAAGGGUAACCUGCUUCUGACUGGAGAUAAGGACCAGCUGGUGAUGUUGCUGGACCAAAUCAACACCCCCUUUGUGCGCUCCAACCCCAGCGUCCUACAGGGCCUCCUGCGCAUCAUCCCCUACCUGUCCUUCGGAGAGCUGGAGAAAAUGCACAUUCUGGUUGAACGCUUUAAGCCCUGCUGCAGUUUUGACAAGUAUGAUGAGGAGCACAGUGCGGACGAUAAGGUCUUUCUGGACUGCUUCUGUAAGAUCGCUGCUGGCAUCAAGAACAACAGCAAUGGCCACCAGCUGAAGGACCUGAUCCUGCAGAAGGGAAUCACUCAAAGCGCCCUGGACUACAUGAAGAAACAUAUCCCCAGCGCCAAGAAUUUGGAUGCAGACGUUUGGAAGAAGUUCUUGUCCAGACCUGCCUUGCCCUUCAUCUUGAGACUGCUCCGUGGUCUGGCCACCCUACACCCCCCUACACAGUCGCUGAUAGGAACGGACUCCAUCAGCAACCUCCACAAGCUGGAGCAGGUGUCCAGUGACGAGGGCAUCGGCACUCUGGCAGAGAACCUUCUGGAAGCACUACGUGAGCACGCGGAUGUGAACCUGAAGAUCGACGCGGCCCGCCGAGAAACCCGGUCGGAGAAGAAGCGCAUGGCGAUGGCCAUGAGGCAGAAGGCCCUCGGCACCCUGGGAAUGACGACCAAUGAGAAGGGCCAGGUGGUGACCAAGACGUCGCUGCUGAAACAGAUGGAGGAGCUGAUCGAGGAGCCAGGCCUGACCUGCUGCAUCUGCAGAGAGGGCUACAAGUUCCAGCCCACCAAGGUGUUGGGGAUUUAUACAUUCACCAAGCGUGUGGCCUUGGAGGAGUCUGAAAACAAGCCCCGCAAGCAGCAGGGCUACAGCACUGUCUCGCACUUUAACAUAGUCCACUACGACUGUCACCUCGCUGCUGUCAGGCUGGCUCGUGGGCGAGAGGAGUGGGAGAGCGCCGCCCUACAGAAUGCCAACACCAAGUGCAAUGGGCUCCUCCCUGUGUGGGGGCCACAUGUACCCGAAUCAGCCUUCGCCACCUGCUUGGCCAGGCACAACACAUAUCUGCAGGAGUGCACAGGGCAGAGGGAGCCCACCUACCAGCUCAACAUCCACGACACCAAGCUGCUGUUCCUGCGCUUCGCCAUGGAGCAGUCCUUCAGCGUGGACACGGGAGGCGGCGGCCGCGAGAGCAACAUCCACCUCAUCCCUUACAUCAUCCACACAGUGCUCUAUGUCCUCAACACCACCAGAGCCACGUCGCGUGAGGAGAAGAACCUGCAGAGCUUCUUGGAGCAGCCGUGUGAGAAGUGGGUGGAGAGCUCGUACGAGGUGGACGGGCCGCACUACUUCACCGUGCUGGCCAUGCACAUCCUGCCGCCUGAGCGCUGGAGGGACACGCGCCUCGACUUCCUGCGCCGCCUGCUCACCGCCGCGCACGCCCGCAAGGUCUCGCCCACCGGAGCCAACAAGCUCACAGACAAAUCUGUGAAGGAAUACGCAGUUUACCGCUCACCACUUCUGUUCUGGGGUCUGGUGGAUCUCAUCUAUGACAUGUUCAGGAAAGUGGCGACCAGUAACACAGAGGGAGGCUGGUCCUUCUCGUUGGCGGAGUACGUGCGGCACAAUGACAUGCCCAUCUUCGAGGCCUCGGAGCGGGUGCUGAGAGCCUUCCAGGACGAGCUCAUGCCCGCUGAAUCCUUCUCAGAGUUCCUGGACGUCGUAGGUCUGCUCUCGGACAUCCCAGACCCUGACGGAUUCCUGCAGGAUGUGUUGAACUCUGUGCCCUGAUGGCAUCCAGCUGAGCGCCCACACUGGACUGGCUGUCCCCCUGCUCCAGAGCGGGGUGGCGCUGCAGACGAGUGGUGGAAGGCUGGCCACCGCAUGGCCCUCCGCCUCGAAGACACCCUUUCCAUGCCCCCCACCUCACCCACUAGGGACACUGUUUAAUCAGAGCCCUGGCUCUCACCCCCCCAAAAAAAUCUAAUCUACACACACACACACACACACACACACACACACACACACACACACACACACACACACACACACACAUAUAUAUAUACAUAUACAGGCAGACAAAAUUAGCUCUGCUCCUGAUCUCCACCAUGGGUUGUUCUACAGCAUCUUCAACUAUAACUCUCCAACCAGGAAACAUCUGUGUGUAGUCUGACGAGUUCAUAAAAAAGAAAAAAAAAAGAAUUAAGAAUAAGAUUGCAAGAUGCCGUUAUUACAUUUUUCUGUAACAUUUAAUGCCUGUGCUGUUCUGAUUAAAACGUGUUGAAGGUGAAAUCUGACAGUAACUCUUCAGAAAUGUAUUUUUUGGAGGGGAGUGGUUUUGAUUAAAUUGUUCAAAAGUGACUUUUCCUUCCCCUGCCCCCCUGAUAAUUAUUAUUCUUUUUUUUCCCCUUUUUUUUUGGUUUUUGAGUUUCCUACUGGGCGCAUCACAGGAUUGUGAAUUCAGUUGUUCUGUGUCAUGCACUAUGUUUCUGGGCUUUUGCGGUGGUGUUCUACAGCUGAUUGUAUUUUGUGGGAAGGGCUGUGGCCUGAUGCUGGUUGUGCGUGUGUUUGUGUGUGUGUUUGAUUUUUUUUUGUUUGUUUUGUUUUCAAGUUGAUGCGCAUGUGUAAGGUUUUUUUUUUUUCUUUCAUUAAUUAAAAAAAUGCUGCAAGUUUUAAAAUGCAUAGCUAACCCGGGACUGUGGUCCAUCUCUGUUAACUGAAGUGAACCCUGACAUGUAACAGGCGAUAACUUGCAACAACAAUUAAACUUCACUUCUCAAGAUGAAAGAA